Molecule: messenger RNA, 1465 nt
Organism: Penaeus chinensis
Lineage: Eukaryota; Metazoa; Arthropoda; Malacostraca; Decapoda; Penaeidae
Exons: 8
Coding region: 14-1465 (483 amino acids)
Source: RefSeq, a predicted model, not a curated record
UCUCCUCUGCAAUAUGAAGGCCAGGGGGAGGCUCCUGCUCGGCCUCGUUGCCUUAGCAUCUUCGUUUCAGAUUCAAGACGACUGCCUUGUGAAAGAGCACAUCGAGGACAGUGAUGUGAUGUUUGACACCCUGGAAUUCCUUAGCCUCGUUGAAGAAAAUUCUCCUGCUGUAGAUGUUUUACUGACCUGCCAGAAUGCCGGCCCGAUUUACCUGCUCAGUAUUGGCCUAGAACAUUUUUUAUUGAAGAAAUCGGGUCAGGAGAAGCCAGUACAAGAGGAGUCUUGGGAUCAGUUAACAAAGACAGCAGGGUGGAGAAGGUUCAAGCUUGGUUUGGCAAAUAAAACGAUGACUCUGGAAUGCGACAGCAAGCCGUUGUUGCAAAAGGCCUUCGAACUUGGUUGCACUGUUGGCGGGAUCAAAAUCACCAAAGGAAGAUUUACACGGAAGUGUUCUCCUGGCACACCUACUUGGGUGGUUGAGAACGACUCGGAAUUAGAGCUUCCCUUAGUCCAGAUGGAGAAAGGCGUUCGAGAAAGCUUUACAUUAUUUUCCCUGGAGCCUUUCACUCCCUCCUUCAGCAUGAAAGGGGCAAAGGUCAAUCUAGGAUUUCGCGGCGACUCGUUGGUGACAAGCGGCGACAUGAAACCGCUUCCGGCCGGGCCACACGAUGUCUCGUUCCAGAUCUUCUCUGAGGGAAACAGAACGAACCUCAAGGUGACGAAGGAUGGACAUAUUGUACAAGAAACGGCCCUCGAAGAUUCUCCGAAGUGCAUGGAAGUGUCGGGCGACAAGAAGUUUGUGCUGGUGCAGAAACUUGGUCAGACUGUCCCACGCAAUGAACACUGCAACGGCCCAGGUGAACACUGCAACGGACCAGAACAAAUCUUGUAUCUGGUAACUAGUUUAGGAAUAUCGACCUUCUUGUUUUGUGCUCUCCUCUUCCACCACUGCCGCUACCGACAGAGCUUCAAGGGAGGCCGAGGGACAGCCCAGGGAGCGACGCCUGCCACGGAUGCAGGUCGCAGCGCCUCCACUGCCAGCGGCGCUUACCUGGUCAUGCUUCGCCCCCCUCCUCCACCCUACGCCCCCCCUUGCCCUCCUGCUUCCCCUGCUAUCCUACCCACCCAGGGAAUGGCUCCUCCGGAGGCUUCGUAUUAUGAGAUGUAUCCUACAACGGCAACGGCCGUGGCUCCUCCUCCGAACUCCUACGCACUUCUUGAGGACGCACCCAUGGAAACAGUCAAUGACAUGUACGAGAGCGCCGUUGGACUCAGCUCCCACAGCAGUGGUCUCAAGCACCCUUUACGACGCUUGUUAAGAACACCACCGACAGGGAAUGUGCCCACAGCGCUUGACUGCAACACCGCCCACGGAAGGUUCACAAGCUUCAUCCACAAGAGAACGGUCAUUAGGGCGUUAUGUCAGCCACAGCAGUAUGAAGACAUGGUGUCAAAGUCGAAGUAG